AUGCCUCAUACGGCCGCCUCCGACCCUGAGAGGGCCGAAAGGGCUCUUCUCCUCAACGUUAUCGACUCUUCCACCCUCGAGCGCCUACGCGACACCCUUCGCGACGUAAUCGACAAAUCUCCCGAGGCUUUCAAGCUAGCUUGUGACAGGCUCCUCGUCCAGCAAGGAGAGCUCAAGAAGGUUGCGGAUCCAGCGGUUCAGAGAGAGAACGUCGUCGUGCGCUAUGAGGGGUCCGAAGAGGAAGACGAAUUAGAUGAGGGAUCGAGUGCAGAUGACAACUCGGACUAUUCGGACGACCCGCAGGGAGAGACGGAGCCCGCGCCGCAGGGCCAAAAACGCAAGCGAGAGUACACGAGACAACGAUACGAGAUCUGCGAUCAAUGCGGUGAAGAGUAUGAUGUGCUGGCUAACGAAAGGUGUUCUUGCGUCUGGCACGAAGGAGAGCUGGAAGUCGACUACGACGCCGAUAUCUGGGCUGAUCACGAUGAGAAUUGUCAUGGAACUAUCGACACGGAUGACAUGAGGGAAGAGAUCCCAGAAGGUUUUGUUUGGGGUUGCUGCGAGCAGCUAGGGACGGCCAAGGGAUGCCGGAAGAGCGUCCAUCGUCCGGAUAGGGCUAAAAGGGUUAGAGCGUGGGGCGGCCGUUGA
Messenger RNA from Trematosphaeria pertusa, 648 nucleotides. RefSeq lists its product as uncharacterized. Lineage: Eukaryota; Fungi; Ascomycota; Dothideomycetes; Pleosporales; Trematosphaeriaceae. The record is from RefSeq and is a predicted model, not a curated record. The transcript is spliced from 2 exons. Bases 1 to 648 code for a protein of 215 amino acids.